This is a messenger RNA of Coprinopsis cinerea okayama7#130, 1742 nucleotides long. Its product is annotated as protein phosphatase type 1. Bases 284 to 1285 code for a protein of 333 amino acids. Gene Ontology annotation, molecular function: protein serine/threonine phosphatase activity. The transcript has 7 exons. Gene Ontology annotation, cellular component: nucleus; cytoplasm. The record is from RefSeq and is a predicted model, not a curated record. NCBI's taxonomy places the organism in Eukaryota, Fungi, Basidiomycota, Agaricomycetes, Agaricales, Psathyrellaceae.
CUUUCCUUUUGAGCAUCCCAAAUCCGUUUUUUCUGCUCUGUCCGCUGUUUUUGGCGUCGUCGAGGGUCGCUGAGAGAGAAUAAAACGACUGCGGCCGUCGCUGUUGCACGCAACUCACCGGUGACUGCGAAAAUCGAGGUCGCACAGCCCAUUCAUCGAGUCACACCACCCACGCCCAACCCUAAAAAUUAAAGUCGCCUCCUUUCUGCCCUUUGACACCAAGUUCACCGACAGGAUUCGCGCCACACACUCCCUUUGACACUCCCUCGCCCAGUGAUUCACCAUGAUGACCGAUACCGCAACAGAGAUUGAUCUCGACUCUGUCAUAGACAGACUUUUGGAGGUGCGAGGAAACCGCCCCGGCAAGCCAGUCCAACUCCAAGAAUACGAAAUCAAGUAUCUAUGUACAAAAGCACGCGAAAUUUUCAUCAACCAGCCCAUUCUGCUCGAGCUCGAGGCUCCUAUAAAGAUUUGUGGUGACAUUCACGGCCAGUAUUAUGACCUGCUUCGACUUUUCGAAUACGGCGGCUUCCCCCCAGAAGCCAACUACCUCUUCCUUGGCGACUAUGUUGAUCGAGGAAAGCAAUCCCUCGAAACAAUCUGUCUUUUGCUUGCCUACAAGAUCAAAUACCCCGAAAAUUUCUUCAUCCUGCGAGGAAACCACGAGUGCGCAAGUAUCAACAGGAUAUACGGAUUCUAUGAUGAAUGCAAACGCCGGUACAACAUAAAACUCUGGAAGACCUUUACCGAUUGCUUCAACUGCCUACCCAUCGCUGCCAUCAUCGACGAAAAGAUUUUCACAAUGCAUGGAGGGCUCAGUCCGGAUCUACAGUCCAUGGAGCAAAUACGUAGGGUUAUGCGACCGACGGACGUCCCUGACACUGGUCUCCUUUGCGACCUCCUCUGGUCCGAUCCUGACAAGGAUAUCACAGGGUGGUCAGAAAACGAUCGAGGUGUAUCAUUUACCUUUGGACCAGAUGUGGUGUCGCGGUUCCUCCAGAAGCACGACAUGGACUUGAUUUGCAGAGCGCAUCAGGUCGUCGAGGAUGGGUACGAAUUCUUUGCCAAGCGGCAUCUAGUAACGCUCUUCUCUGCACCCAACUAUUGUGGUGAAUUCGACAAUGCGGGUGCCAUGAUGAGCGUCGAUGAGACGCUGUUGUGCUCGUUCCAGAUCCUGAAACCAGCGGAGAAGAAAGCCAAGUAUCCGUACGGAGGGAUGAACAUGGGACGUCCGGUGACACCACCACGCAAGCAGAAGAAGAAGGAUGGAAAGAUGGGAGGUUGAGCGAUCGGGCGCUCAUGAGGCCUAGCGUCCGGCGGGCGGCGGGAUAGUCGUCGGACGCGCGUGGAGGAGAGGUUUAGGGAUACCAGGAUGUCCACGAUUCUUCGAGAUAUAGCUGGGGCAUGAGAUCAGAUCGAGAUCCGUUGUGAUGACAAAACGGAACGAUGAUAACAUGACUUUUCUGUUUCUGUUACGAGUGGGGAGAAGAUGGGAAGGGAGGCUUUAUGGUACCAACGACCACGCCGAUCAAUAUCAAUCGCUCGCUCCUUUCUUUCCAUUCCACCUGUUUUUUUUUUAUUAUAUAUAUCACCGUUUUCUGCCUUUUUAUAACCCCACCACCAUGAUUUUUACGUUUCCUGGUUCUGGACGUGUUUCUUUUUCUCGACUAGUGUUUUUGUUACCUUGGGUAAUGUGCGCAUGAUCCUCUCGUUUCUCUUUCCUUAUCGACUUUUCUUUGUAC